ACAAAAAGUGACUUGACUAGAAAAUGAAUUGACUAGCGUUGACUAGCGAGAACGAACUAGUCCAGUCAGUGGUUCGCUAUUCGCUACGAAUUCGCUAUAAACAAAUUUCGAUGAAUAAACUAACCAAUGGCGUUUUAUUUACAAUUUCCGGACCCUCUUCUGAAAUCUGCUCUUUAAGCGCAUGCUCCGCCAGUACACAGCCGGCAAAGUAGAUAUUUCAGCUGGAGUAUUACAAAACAGUUGACAGUGGCAGAAGUGGCCCCGAGUGAAUUGAAUUGAUGGAAUUAACUAAAAACAAAUAAACCAAUGGAUAACACAUACCGAUUAAAAUUGCUACUCGACCGGAGAACAACGUUUGGCUGAGCAUGAUUAGAUUUUCACUGUACAAGUUAAUAGUGCUGUUAUGUUUAUGUUUCGGUUUUUACUACAUAGCUCGCUGGCAGAUCGCUUUACAUAAUAACAAUGGUGCUCAUAUGCAGAAGUUGUUGCAUACUUGUAACGUCUCGGAGGUUUACCGAGCGGAAUUGGAACAGCUGUUCGAGACUAUCCAUCAAAUCCUGGACAAGCAAGGUAUCACUCAUAUUCUUUGCUACGGGACGCUAUGGGGUCAAAUUCGGAUGACCAAAAUGCUGCCCUGGCGCAGAAAGGCUGAGUUUUGCGUAUUCAACGAGGAACUUAUGGCUCGCGAGGAAGCACGCUUCUUGCGCUAUUUCUACAGCAACAAUUUGAAGAUCUACUACAUCCACUCAGAAGGAGUGUAUCGCAUCUUUUCGAGUAAACCGGAGCUGUCGCCCUACGUUGAGUUGAUUGUCUUCCAACGUGAUGACUCGCAAUCGAUGUACAAAAGGGUUGGUUGGAAGCGAAGACUACUUCCACCGCAUUGCGACUGGACCCCAUCGCUGGAUUGCUUCCCGAUACAUCUGCUGGAGGCUUCAUUACCGCGGCGGAAGCUGGGGUCACAUUUCUACAGUGUGCCAAUGGGAGGAAUAGAGCUCCAAAAAUAUCACUAUACCCUGAACUGGUGGAAAGAUGUUCGAGUUUUCAAUUGCUGAAUGCUUUCUUUGCUGGCCAAUGUUUCUUUUCAUGGAUGAUUCGUUUAAAAGAAGCGGGAUGGAUCAUAAUGUAUAGCAAUAAUGAUUACGUGUAAUAUACGCUCUUUAUCUUUUCUGUUUUUA
This is a messenger RNA of Toxorhynchites rutilus septentrionalis, 1175 nucleotides long. RefSeq lists its product as uncharacterized. Lineage: Eukaryota; Metazoa; Arthropoda; Insecta; Diptera; Culicidae. Bases 366 to 1052 code for a protein of 228 amino acids. The record is from RefSeq and is a predicted model, not a curated record. The transcript is spliced from 3 exons.